Molecule: messenger RNA, 2295 nt
Organism: Lodderomyces beijingensis
Lineage: Eukaryota; Fungi; Ascomycota; Pichiomycetes; Serinales; Debaryomycetaceae
Source: the annotation of a GenBank genome assembly
AUGGCCCAAGGAGCACCUAAACCCACAGACUCAGCUUCGCUAGCGACCUCUGCAAGUGGUCACCAUGAUUUUGGGAACAACGAAGCUCCAACGGAAGAAAAUGCCUCGCUAGCAUCGGUAUCAUCAAACGCGGCAUCUGCAAGCCACCCGAUUCAACCCAUCACGGAAAGAGACCGGAGUCUUGCUCAUUCUCAUAGCAACGAUGACGACGAGGACCACAUGCAUGAGCCCCCAAACCCCAUACUAGGCCCAGUGGCAGACCUCGAGCGCGGUAUCACGUCAUUUGAAUCACUCCAACGCCAGCAACAGAGACAGCAGCAACAACUACAACAACUAGAAGAGGCGAAACUAGACCGAUUUCAAACUGCAAAAACAAACCAAAGUUCUAAAACUAAUCUCACGCAAAGUUCGAGAAAAUCGCUUCGCGUCAAACAUCUGGAAAAAAGAGGAUUAUUAGCAGGUCUAGUAAUCGUUCCAGAAUACCACGAUGCAAGAGAUUAUCCACUAAGAAUAAAAUACCUUAUAGUCUGCAUCAUUGCAUUAGCAUCGAUAACGGGACCAAUGGGUACCUCCAUCAUGUUGCCCGCCAUUGACGACAUUGUGGACAAAUUGCAUACAACAACCUCCAUGGUUAACGUCUCCGUUGGUAUAUAUUUAUUGUCCUUGGGCAUAUUCCCACUUUGGUGGUCUUCCUUUAGCGAACGAUUUGGAAGACGCUCUGUGUAUUUCAUCAGUUUUGUCCUUUUCGUGGCGUUUAGUAUCGGAACGUCAUUAUCCCCCAGUAUUGGUGCCUUGAUUGUAUUGAGAGUGCUUCAAGGCGGUUCGUCUGCUAGUGUCCAAGCAGUAGGCGCUGGAACCAUUGCUGACUUGUUUGCGCCGCAAGAGAGAGGCAAAGCCAUGGGCUGGUACUAUUUGGGCCCCUUGAUGGGCCCAUUCUUGGCUCCCAUUGUUGGUGGUGCCGUUUCGCAAGCGUGGGGCUGGCGAGCCACCCAGUGGCUAUUGAUGAUUUUCGCUGCUUGCAACUUGCUCAGCAUCACCUUUAUGCUUCCAGAGACAUUAAGAAAGCUCGAUAACUUGGCAGUGUUGAAAAGCGUAUUGCAGCGUCAUGAUGAUCAACACCAGCACGUUGAUGAAAAGAAGGAGGAACACGCCGACGGCGGCAGCAGCAACUCGAGCGGGCAAGGCGAGAAAUUGGAACCUCACGACGUAGAGCCCCGCGGCAUCACUACAGACACUAUAGACGACAAUGAGUUGCAAAGAGUCGCCACCAACAUGAGCCGCAGAUCGAGCACGAGAUCAAUACGAUCCAUUAUUGAAGAAGAGGAAGAAGAGGGCCCCAUCUACGAUCCAGUGAUGCCCACGUUAUCACGGCUCACCACGAAUAGAUCAAACUAUCUGCGAAGGAUACAGCAGAACUAUCUCGCGGGGGAAAUCCGUCGCUCCAUGUCCAAUAUGCCAUUGGAACCACGCAUCUCUGCCGGUGCCGGUACCGCGACCCCGUCAGUCAAACUGAACAUUGAAGGAGGCCAACAAGAACGAGAAGGAGAAGAAGAAGAAUCAAGACCAAGGACCAAAAUGCAAGAGUUUAGAACAAACGCCUACGACUUGUUCAUACGCCCGCUCCAUUCCCUCGUCCUACUCCGAUAUCCACCCGUACUCCUCGUCAUCAUCUACUCCGGCAUAUCCUUCGCCGUAAUCUACUUCUUCAACAUGACCAUCUCGUACGAGUACGCGCGCGAGCCCUAUCAUUUCAGCCAGAUCAUCGUGGGGCUAAUGUACAUCCCCAACUCCGUCACCUACCUCGCGGCAUCGAUGAUUGGCGGCCGCUGGAACGACCAUUUGCUCAACCAGUACGCCAAGAAACACGGCGAGCUCGUUCCAGAGUCGCGCAUCUCGUGGAACUUGGUCCUCGCCGUGAUAUUGUACCCCAUGGCGUGUCUCAUCUUUGGCUGGACCAUCAAGUAUGGCGAGUUUUGGCUCGUGCCCUUGAUUGGCACCGCGAUAUGUGGUUUCGCAUCAAUGUUGGUCAUUGGUGCCACCGUGACUUACUUGGUGGACUCGUUGCCGGGAAAGGGCGCCACGGGGGUGGCGUUGAACAAUUUGAUCCGGCAGAUCUUGGCUGCCAUUGCUACGUUUAUCGUGGAGCCGCUCCUUCGCGCCAUUGGGCCGGGGAUAUUGUUUUCCAUCUUGAUGGGCAUCUUGACUGUUGCCAGUGUGAUUUUGGUCUACUUGAAACGUCGCGGUGCCUAUUUCCGAGAACACUACGACUUGAUGAUGCUUUAUGAUAAAUUAUAA